Trematosphaeria pertusa is the source of this 1950-nucleotide messenger RNA. RefSeq names its product plastin-3. Gene Ontology annotation, cellular component: actin filament bundle; actin filament; cytoplasm. NCBI's taxonomy places the organism in Eukaryota, Fungi, Ascomycota, Dothideomycetes, Pleosporales, Trematosphaeriaceae. The transcript is spliced from 4 exons. Gene Ontology annotation, molecular function: actin filament binding. The record is from RefSeq and is a predicted model, not a curated record. Gene Ontology annotation, biological process: actin filament bundle assembly; actin filament network formation. Bases 1 to 1950 code for a protein of 649 amino acids.
AUGAACGUCAUCAAGCUGCAGAGGAAAUAUCCCCAAUUCCAGCAAGCGGACAUCUUCGGCCUGCAGGAUGCCUUUCGCAAGCUCGACAUCGACGACAAGGGCUAUCUCGACGAGGCCACGGUCAUCAAGGCGACGCAGCAGACGGAGCACCAGCCGUACGAUGUGGUGCGCCAGGCCCUGAAAGAGGUGGAGCUAGACAGCUCGAGGAGAGUCGAACUGGAAGACUAUGUUGAUCUCAUUUCCAAGCUCCGCGAGUCCUCGCCCGCCCAGCAGCGCAUGAAUACGGGCCCCAGCCGCCCGCGAGCGGGCACAGGCAGUACGCCUUCUACACCCGGCCACGCCCACAAGAGCAGCCACGGUGGCGGCAGGAUCCAGGUCCAGGGCUCCUCUGCGAACGUUACGCACACCAUUAACGAAGAUGAGCGAACCGAGUUCACGCGCCACAUCAACGCCGUCCUCGCCGGCGACCCGGAUAUUGGCGACCGACUCCCCUUCCCGACCGACACUUUUGAGAUGUUCGACGCGUGCAAGGACGGCCUGGUGCUGUGCAAACUGAUCAACGACAGCGUGCCCGACACCAUCGACGAGCGUGUGCUGAACAAGCCGGGAAGGAAAAUCAAGUCGCUGAACGCCUUCCACAUGACGGAGAACAACAACAUUGUCAUUGAGUCGGCUAAGGGUAUCGGUUGCUCGGUCGUGAACAUUGGCAGCGGAGACAUUAUUGAGGUGCGAGAGCAUCUGAUUCUGGGCUUGAUUUGGCAGGUUAUUCGACGAGGUCUGCUCGGAAAGAUUGAUAUCAAGCUGCACCCGGAGCUGUACCGACUUUUGGAGGACGACGAGACGCUGGAGCAAUUUUUGCGCCUGCCCCCAGAGCAGAUUCUGCUGCGAUGGUUCAACUACCACCUGAAGAACGCGAAAUGGCACAGGAAGGUCACCAACUUCUCUACUGACGUAAAAGACGGCGAGAACUACACGGUCCUCCUCAACCAGCUGGCUCCGGAUAUGUGCUCCCGCGCGCCCCUUCAGACCCGCGAUCUCCACCAACGCGCCGAGCAGGUCCUCCAGAAUGCCGACAAUCUCGGUUGCCGCAAGUUCUUGACUCCGACCGCGCUCGUGGCUGGAAACCCUAAGCUCAAUCUCGCCUUUGUCGCCAAUCUCUUCAACACGCACCCCGGCCUGGAUCCCAUCACCGAAGAAGAGAAGGCAGAUAUUGAAGACUUUGAUGCAGAAGGCGAGCGUGAAGCGCGUGUUUUCACAUUGUGGCUCAACUCCUUGGACGUCCAACCCGUUGUGCAAUCGUUCUUCGAGGAUCUGAAGGACGGCACUGUUCUCUUGCAAGCCUACGACAAGGUCAUCCCCGGCAGCGUGAACUGGCGCCACGUCAACAAGCCCCGGCCGGACGGUGAACUGAUGCGUUUCAAGGCUCUCGAGAAUACCAAUUAUGCUGUUGAACUCGGAAAGGCGAACUCGUUCUCUCUCCCCGGCAUACAAGGCGCAGACAUCACUGAUGGGCAGCGCACUCUGACACUGGGGCUUGUGUGGCAACUGAUGAGAAAGGAUAUCGUCAACACGCUCAAGGGCCUCGCUCAGCGCCUCGGAAAGCGCGAAAUUUCAGACCAGGACAUGAUCCGCUGGGCGAACGACAUGGCGCGGAAGGGCGGCAAGGGCGCGCAAAUUCGGUCCUUCAAGGAUUCCGGCCUUUCGAACGCUAUCUUCCUGCUCGACGUCCUGUCUGGCAUGAAGAGCAGCUACGUCGACUACGAUCUCGUCGUCCCCGGCCGCAAUGACGAUGAGUGCUACCAGAAUGCCAAGCUGGCCAUCAGCAUUGCGCGAAAGAUGGGGGCGACGAUUUGGCUCGUGCCCGAGGAUAUUGUGGCGGUGCAGAGCCGUUUGAUUACGACGUUUAUUGGCAGUCUGAUGGCUACCCAUGAGAGGAUGGGUGGGCACUAA